This is a messenger RNA of Pseudogymnoascus verrucosus, 1667 nucleotides long. RefSeq lists its product as uncharacterized. Gene Ontology annotation, molecular function: FAD binding. Bases 59 to 1540 code for a protein of 493 amino acids. NCBI's taxonomy places the organism in Eukaryota, Fungi, Ascomycota, Leotiomycetes, Thelebolales, Thelebolaceae. The transcript is spliced from 4 exons. The record is from RefSeq and is a predicted model, not a curated record.
UGACAGGCAAGAAUUUGUGGCGUUGAAUCUCGUAUAUUUUCUCUCAAUCACUUAAGCUAUGAGGUCCUCUACCAGCUUCGCUGCUGCGAUUGGGAUUCUUGCAGCGGCGCCUGCGCUUGCAGACAUUUGUCAAACACUGAAGGCUUCCGGCCGAAAUGUGGACAAGCCUUUCAGUCUCGCAUACGAAACCGAACAGAACAACUACUGGUCAACAGCAUGCGCAAGUCUUCGUCCGAGAUGCAUGCUCUCUCCGAACAGUACCCAAGAGGUGGCCGACAUUGUUGCAGCGCUGCAUGAGACCAAUGACCAAUUCGCUGUCAAGUCAGGAGGCCAUAUGCCCAACAAUGGUUUUGCCAGUAUUGCCAAUGGGAUUCUGAUCUCUACCCGAAACCUCGACCAGGUCGUAUACGACCCUGAUACUACAAACGUUGUUGUUGGUCCUGGUCUCAAAUGGGAGGAGAUCAUUGAGGGUAUUGAGCAGACCGGCCGCACUGUUGUCGGUGGGCGGAUGGGCGCCGUUGGAGUUGGAGGAUAUCUUCUUGGAGGGGGUCUCAGCUUCCUCAGUGCACAGUACGGAUGGGGGGCGAACAACGUUGUCAAUUAUGAGAUUGUCCUUGCAAACGCCACCAUUGUCAAUGCCAAUGCAACGGCAAACCAAGAUCUCUUCGCAUCCCUCAAGGGUGGUGGUAACAACUUCGGAAUCGUGACAGCGUUCACAAUCAAGACGCAUCCACAGGCACACAAAGUCUGGGGCGGAAACUACAUCAUCGAUGGUAGCAAGACUGACCAGGUGCUCGCCGCAAUCCGUGAUUUCACCGAAUAUAAUCUGGAUGAUAAAGCCGCAAUCAUCGCGACUUCAGAACGUAGCACCCUCCUCAACACCUGGAUCUUGUUUCUGUUCUACGAUGGUCUUGAGCCUCCGGCAGGAGUCUUCGAUAACUUCACGCACAUUGGACCCAUACUCAAGACAACUAAGACAAGGAGUUACCUUGAGCUCGUAAAGUUUAACGACCAAUUUAUCUUGGAGGGUCAGCGAUACGUUAUUGCCACAGAAACGAUGCCUCUCCCGAACAAGACUGAGGGUGCCGUAGUCAUGAGGUCGAUAUAUGACCACUGGACUGAUGUUACCAAGUCAAUCAUCUUGGAGCCAGGACUGCUCAGUUCGAUCGCUUUCCAGCCAAUGCCGCGUUCAAUCACGAGCAAGGCUAAGGCACUGGGAGGAGACUUGAUGGACUUUGAGACGACCCACGACUACAUCGUUAUCGAACUUGACUUCUCCUACCUCUUCGCAAGCUCCGACACUGCAGUUGACGCAGCGACCCAGAACUUGUACAGUGGCAUGCGCAACAUCGUUGACCAGCACGUGGAUAACGGACUUCUUCCUGAUAUAUACCGCCCAUUGUUCAUGAACGAUGCGUAUUUCAGAGAGGAUUACUGGGGUAGAUUGCGCACGGCCGAGAAGGCUCGCGUGGUCAGACACGCAGUUGAUCCUGAGGGAUUCUUCCAGACCAGAACUAGUGGAGGAUUCAGGUUGUCGUGAUUUUGAAAUGUAUAUAAUAGUGGAUAUCAUAAUGGAAACCGCACAUAGCGUACGUAUUACAUAUGGCAGCUAGAAUAUUUCCCGGGGGCGGAAGUUAUAUAAAUUUAUCAGCACGAAUCAAGCUGCC